Symbiodinium natans is the source of this 2505-nucleotide messenger RNA. The record is from the annotation of a GenBank genome assembly. NCBI's taxonomy places the organism in Eukaryota, Dinophyceae, Suessiales, Symbiodiniaceae.
AUGGCACAACCGCCUUCAGCGUCAUCAGAGACCGGGGGCCUGCCUGGAAUGCAAUUGCCAUGGGCAGCGAUUCCCAAGUUCAUCCCGGGAUCUACGGAUGUGACAGAGUACAGCCGGAAGAUGGAGUUCCUGGCGGCGAUGUGGCCGAAGGAGCAUCUUCCUCUCCUUGCUCCCCGAGCUGCUCUACUCUGCGAGGGCACAGCGUUUAAGAAGCUGGCCUCCCUGCCACCCAGCAAACUUCAGAGUACCGACGAUUCUGGAGUGAAGCUCCUGGUGUCUACGCUUGGUGGUUCCUGGGGCAAGACAGUUUUGGAAGAGAAGUAUGAUCGCUUCGAGAAAGCAAUCUACGGCACGGUGCAGAAGGCUGAUGAGACCAACGACAGCUACCUAGCUCGUCAUGACGUUCACUUCGAGGAGUUGGUGUCACAGGGAGUCACGUUGUCCGAGGUUCGGGCGUACAUUCUGCUGCGUCAGUCUCAGCUGUCAGCAGAAGAUCGGAAGAAGAUUGUGGUAGAGAUGGGUGGAACUUUGGAUCACACGAAGGUCGGUGCGUCCAUCCGGCUACUGGGAUCCAGAUUCUUUUCCGAUCUGCAAGGACUUCGUGGAAGUGCCCGCAACAAGACGUACGAUGCCAACAUCACCGAAGAGACAGCGACUGAUGAGACAGAGCGCGCGUACCAGGCCACCUCUUCCAUCCCGAACUCAGAAGAGCCCGAGACAGAGAUCGAUGGUGAAUACCUAGAGGCAAUGAUUGCAGCUGAGGACCAGGACGCUCUGCAGGUGCAAGCCUUUGAAGAAGAGCUGGAGGGGUUCUUUCAGGAGACCCCCGAUUUGCAGGAGGCCCUCAUCUCCUACCUUGAUGCUCGAAACAGAUUGCUUCAGAAAAAGAAAGCAAGGGGCUUCUGGCCCGUGAGCUCCAGCAAGGGUGGCAAGAGCCAUCGUGGCUUCAAGGGCAAAGGCAGAGGAAAGAGCGCAGCCCAGAAUCAGCUCCUCGCCAGGAUCGCUCGCAGUACCUGCCGGGCAUGUGGGGAGCGAGGGCACUGGCGCGCUGAAUGCCCAAAAUAUGGGAAGCCAGGGAGUAUGAGCAACAAAGGCGAAGCAACUACGACCUUUGCUGACGUUCCCGAAGACUCCCUGGCUGCAGCAUCCUCGCAGGAUGGACAAACGACGGAAGUGUUCACCAGCGUGCCCGCAGAUGCCCUGUCCCUGGAAGAGGCUCUAGUAGCAAAGGUUCUUGCGCAAGCCGACAGUGGGGAGACUUCGCCCGCUGAUGCGUCAGGCGUCCCGCAGCAGCGCGCUGCAUGUGCCUGGAGAAGCAAGCGUGCUGCUCCACCAAUGCAAGUUCCUCAUUCAUCUGCCCAUGCCCUUCUGAGUAGUGGUUCCGUAGAAGCCAUCCUAGAUACAGGGGCCAGUCGGUGUGUGAUGGGGAAGAGCCUUGUUUCCACUUUCUUGAGCCAGCUGAGUGAUGUUGUCCGAGAUCAGGUAAAGGUCACCCAGAGUGCUGUUCGGUUCCGGUUUGGGAACAACCAAACAUUGGUGAGCGAGCGUCGGAUUCUCAUUCCGCUUCGGACAGCAAACAGCUCCAUUUUGUGGCUUGGGAUUGAAGUUGUGCCCGGUGGAACACCUCUCUUACUAAGCAAGAAGGCCAUCAAGCAGUUAGGAGGUGUAAUAGAUACCACCGCCGAUGUGUGCCACCUGAAACGUCUGCAGAAGAAGCUGCAGCUGCGCACCGGACCAACCGGUCUAUACAUGGUAGAUCUUGCCCGCCUGUGCGAGGAAAGUUCUCAGGAGCUGCAGUGCCACAUUGUCCGUGAAGAUUGCUUCGAUGAGACUCCUCAGAUCCGUAUUUGCAUGUCCACCGAUCAGUUCCGCCUGAGCCCACGCUUUCCGAUUGCUUUGACUCCGCGUGUUCCGUGCAUCAUGGCAAUGAGCAAGGCCAAAGCAUCCCCCCAGAGCAAUCUGGGAGCUCGCUUUGCUCGUCUUCAGGAUCCUGCCAUGAACUACACGAUGGCCGAGAUCGAGAAUCUCAGCGUGGAGACGCUGGGCGAGUUCAAGAUAGACUUCGGUCGGACCAUGAAGGGCAGAACCUACAUGGAAGUGGCCGAAACCGAGAAGGAUUGGGUGAAAUGGUGCUGCGACCACCUCGCCAAGAGCGAGAAACGCUGUCACCAAGUCUUCAUGAUCUUCAUCGAGAAGUACAUCGAAGCAGCCGAGGAGACCGAAGCCACGCUGCUUUACGCGACGGAGCCCUCGAAUGUCCCAGUCCAUCCAUCUCCGCGAACGCCCAGUCUGAUGCAGCCCGCCUCAAAGGCAGCUCCCAAAAGGGCUCCUCAACCGUCGGAGCCGUCCCAGGACCAGUGGGAUGUGGUGUCGACGACGGAAGGCCCAUCAGUGAUCACCGAGCAGGUGAACAGUCUGACAUCACGCAUGAACCAGAUGGAGAAUGUCAUGCAGCAGGUGUUGGGAGCAGUCCAGGCCCUACAUGCUCAGUCCCAGGCAGCGUAG